UAAUUCUUGAACCCUUUAUGAAAUCUUCUUUGCAGUAUAAGUAAGUGUCCAAAUGAGAUUCUCUUUCAACGAUUUCGUCCACCAAUUCUUCUCCUUCUAAUACUGUCUGAGGCAGAAAGGCCAGCUUCAAUUAUAAUGGCAAAAACCACAGUGCAUUGUUAUGUGUGGUUGAUAGUGGCUACAGCUUUGAUUGUGAGGCCUUCCAAGGCAUUUGAUUGCAUUGGCGCCCAGCAAGAACUGAUUCCAUGCCUAAGUUACUUGCAAGCUGCUGAUCCCACACCCAGUAUUGAAUGUUGUUCUGGUGCUCAAGAUGUGGCCAAUUCGGCUAAUUCGUCUAAAGACGAUUUGCAAUCCGCUUGCCAAUGCUUGAAAUCUGCUGCGCAAACGUAUCCCGACAUAAAUUAUGAUAAUGCUAAGCAACUCCCCGCCCUCUGCAACGUCAACCUCAAUAUUACCAUUGAUCCUAACAUUGACUGCACCAAGCUCUAAGUGACAUCGGAGAUUCUUGAAGAGAAAAAUGCCAAAAUUUUCAGUUUUGGUGGAGAUAUCAGCAUGCAUG
This is a messenger RNA of Coffea arabica (coffee), 559 nucleotides long. The record is from RefSeq and is a predicted model, not a curated record. NCBI's taxonomy places the organism in Eukaryota, Viridiplantae, Streptophyta, Magnoliopsida, Gentianales, Rubiaceae.